Molecule: messenger RNA, 2501 nt
Organism: Vombatus ursinus (common wombat)
Lineage: Eukaryota; Metazoa; Chordata; Mammalia; Diprotodontia; Vombatidae
Gene: SGPP2
Product: sphingosine-1-phosphate phosphatase 2
Exons: 5
Coding region: 1-1182 (393 amino acids)
Biological process (GO): phospholipid dephosphorylation; sphingosine metabolic process
Cellular component (GO): endoplasmic reticulum membrane
Molecular function (GO): sphingosine-1-phosphate phosphatase activity
Source: RefSeq, a predicted model, not a curated record
AUGGCGGAACUGCUGCGGAGCUUGAGUGAUUCCCAAUUGGUGGCGCGCUUCCAGAGCCGCUGCGGGCUCUACCCGGCGCCCCCGGAGGUGCCGCAGGAGCCCGCGGCGGGCUCUGGGCACGGGACGCCGCAGCCAGCCUCCCGGCAUCCCCGGGCGGUCAAUGGCAAGGGCGGCCGGAGCGGCGCCUUCCCGCAGCCUUAUACCCAGAAGUCCACACAGAAGUACAUUGUGAAGAAUUAUUUCUACUAUUAUCUCUUCAAGUUUUCAGCUGCUUUGGGUGAAGAAAUUUUUUACAUUACCUUCCUUCCGUUCACCCACUGGAAUAUUGACCCUUAUGUGACCAGAAGGUUGAUAAUUAUAUGGGUUGUGAUUAUGUAUAUAGGCCAGGUCUCCAAAGAUAUUCUGAAGUGGCCCCGGCCCUCCUCCCCUCCUGUCGUGAAACUAGAAGAGAGGUUAGCUCAUGAAUUUGGGAUGCCAUCUACUCAUGCCAUGGCAGCAACAGCUAUCUCUUUCACAUUCCUCAUCUCUACAAUGAACCGAUACAAGUACUCCUUUGCACUGGGACUAAUGCUGGCCGUCUUAUUUUCUACCAUGGUAUCCCUUAGCCGGAUUUAUACUGGCAUGCACACAGUACUGGAUGUGAUUGGCGGCAUUCUGAUUAGUGGAUUGUUCAUUGCUGUCUCUUAUCCAGCAUGGGACUUCAUCGAUCACCUGGAGUCUGCCAGUCUACUCUUCCCUAUAUGUAUUCUCGUGGUGCCUUUCUUCUUAUGUUACAACUACCCAGUAUCGGAUAACUAUACUCCUACCAGAGCAGACACCACCACAAUUCUAGCAGCUGGAGCUGGAGGAACCAUUGGAUUCUGGGUCAGUCCUUUUUUUAAAUUGGUAUCUGAGCCCACAGAGUCUGCCAUACAAAGCAUCCCACCACUCACAACCAAAAUGUUAGGCUUGGGACUAACCAAAUUUAUGGUUGGAAUUGUGGUGGUUUUCUUGGUUCGUCAACUGAUGCAAAAUCUUUCACUCCAAGUGCUUUACUCUUGGUUCAAGGUGGUCACCAGGAAUAAGGAGGCCAGACGAAGACUGGAAAUUGAAGUACCAUACAAAUUUGUAACAUAUUCUUCUGUUGGCAUCUGUGCUACGGUAUUUGUGCCAAUGCUCCACCAGUUUUUGGGAUUACUUUGAGCAAUGUAUCCUUGAAAGAAAGCCCAUAGAGACAAUGCCAUCCUAGAAAGGCUAUGCAAUGAAGAAGACCCAUCACAGUCACCAUCCUUGCCGCCAUCACCAUCGCCACCAUUGCCACCAUCAUCACCAUCAUCAGAGCCAGCCUGCCACCCUCUUCUUUCCUCUAUGUCCACCACUCCCAAGAAAAGAAAAGCAAAAAAAAAAAAAGAUAUUUGUAUGGCAUGUGCCUUUCUUUUCUGGGUAAUAAUCAAAGUAAAUGAUGAUGUGGCAUGAGAAAAAUAUAAUUCCUAGGAUUUCUAGCUCAUAAGUUCCAUUACAGAUUCAUUCCAAAGUUAAACCUAGAAUAUAUAGACUAUAAUCUUAGCUUUUUAGAAUCCUUUGCUAUUUUUCAGAAGAAAUUAUCUUAUGACCUAACAUGGUAUAAUAUACCAUCUUGUAUAGUUGGGAAAGAUUACACAAGCCUUGAUUAGCUCCUGGAAAAGUCAGCUGGCAUAGGGGAAGUCUAGGGGAUAUUCCUUCAGUCUUCAUGUCUUCCAGAAAGACUGACCUGGAUUCUCCAAAUAGAAUGGGAACUUCAGCUAGGGUGAAAUAGUGGUGCCCCUUCCAAAGGCACUCUGUGGACAAAGUGGCAUUAGUUGUCAUUCCAAAGAAAUUAUAAUAGCCUCGUAUGACAUUUCCUAAAGUUCACCACAAGAUCAUCAUGAUUAAACCUGGCUUUGAAGAAAUUAAGUCUGUGGCAGGGUGUGAAGUCAUGGGCAAGAUCCGUAUCUAGACAGUAAAAGUACAGAUUUUUUUUUUUUAAUGAUUCCAUACAUUGUGACUUUGUUUAAUCCUUAGGAAUCCAUUCUGAAGUAGAGCUUGGGCAUCCAUCUUCACAUAUCUCUUCCAAAGAAUUCCAGAGAACAAUCCUUCAGUUGAUUGAUGAAUGUAAUUAACUAGUUAUUCCCUCCCAAUUAGCAAAAUGUAGGUUUACGAUAUCUAUGCAUGGAGCAGAAGCCUGACUACCACUGGACAGAACCUCAAGUCCUGGUGAGGCUGGGAUAAAUGACUGGGGUGAAUAUCCUUCUUUUUUCACCGUAUUCCCUUAUCUCAGGACUAUUUUCAGGACCACAUAGGAAAGACUUCAGACUAUUUUGCAGAAAAGCAACACACAAACGUUAAAAGUGUUAUUAGUAUCGCUAAGUCAACACACAAACAAAAAUCCUUUUCACCUGCUAGAAGUUCCUUAGCUCUUGAAGAGGAGAUAAGAUUGGAUCAAUUAAAAAAAGUUUACUCUUAAAAAAAAAAGUGUGCAUGCAUGCAUGGAUGGGGUGGGGGGA